Molecule: messenger RNA, 2846 nt
Organism: Limanda limanda (common dab)
Lineage: Eukaryota; Metazoa; Chordata; Actinopteri; Pleuronectiformes; Pleuronectidae
Product: dnaJ homolog subfamily C member 7-like
Exons: 14
Coding region: 11-1504 (497 amino acids)
Molecular function (GO): protein binding
Source: RefSeq, a predicted model, not a curated record
UCCAGCAGAAAUGGCAGCUGUUGACAUCGACAUGCCGGUAGAUCCGGAGCCUCAGAUCCGUAACCAGGAUGAGCUGGAUCGGGAGGCUGAAGGAUUCAAGGAGCAAGGGAAUGCUCUCUACAGCAAUAAAGAUUACUCUGAGGCUUUCAACUAUUACACUAAGGCCAUCGAUACUUGCCCCAAAAAUGCAAGUUAUUAUGGCAACAGGGCAGCCACCCUCAUGAUGCUUAGUCGCUUUCGAGAGGCCCUUGAAGAUUCCCAGCAGGCUGUGCGGCUGGAUGAAUGUUUCAUGAAGGGUCAUCUACGUGAGGGUAAGUGCCACAUGUCUUUGGGAAAUGCCAUGGCAGCCAGUCGCUGCUUUCAGAAGGUUCUGGAACUUGAGCCCAGCAACAGAGAGGCCCAGCAGGAGAACAAGAAUUCUGCGACUCUGUUGGACUAUGAGCGGAUGGCAGAAUUUGGCUUUGACAAGCGGGAUUUCAGAAAGGUGGUGUACUGUAUGGAUCGGGCCUUAGCCAUGGCUUCUGCCUGCCACCGCUUUAAAAUCCUCAAGGCCGAGUGUCUGGCUCUGCUGGGACGCUAUCCAGAAGCUCAGUCUGUAGCAAGUGAUAUCCUGCGAAUGGAUUCCACAAACGCAGACGCACUGUACGUCCGAGGCCUGUGUCUCUACUAUGAGGACUGCAUUGACAAAGCUGUUCAGUUCUUCGUCCAGGCUCUGCGCAUGGCACCUGAUCAUGAAAAGGCCCGACUAGCCUGCAGGAAUGCCAAAGCCUUAAAAGCCAAGAAGGACGAGGGCAAUCUGGCGUUCAAGAACUGCAGCUAUGACUCUGCCUACCAACUGUACACUGAGGCCCUGACGAUAGAUCCCAACAACAUCAAGACUAACGCUAAACUGUACUGCAAUAGAGCCAUGGCAGGAGCAAAGCUGAAGAAACCAAAACAAGCCAUUGAUGACUGCUCCAGUGCGAUCAAACUCGAUGACUCUUACAUCAAGGCCUACUUAAGAAGAGCACAGUGUUACACGGACACUGAGCAGUUUGAAGAGGCUGUACGGGACUAUGAAAAAGUUUACCAGACAGAAAAAACUGCAGAUCACAAGCAUCUGCUGAAAACGGCACAGCUGCAGCUGAAGAAGAGUAAAAGGAAAGAUUAUUACAAGGUGCUGGGGGUGGGCAAGAAUGCCACAGAUGAUGAGAUCAAAAAAGGCUAUCGUAAACGCGCCCUCAUGCACCACCCAGACCGACACAGUGCAGCUUCUAUAGAAGUGCAGAAAGAGGAGGAGAAGAAAUUUAAGGAGGUGGGCGAAGCCUUCACUGUGCUCUCAGACCCGAAGAAGAAGGGCCGCUAUGACAAUGGACACGACCUGGAUGAUGACAACGGAAUGGACCAUGGAGAUUUUGAUGCGAACAACAUCUUCAGGGCUUUCUUUGGUGGACAAGGUGGAGGAUAUAGUUUUGAUUCCAGUCCAGACACUGGACCUGGAAACUUCUUUUUCCAGUUUGGCUAAAGUGAAGAUGUGGGAAACUGCUGUUCUGCUGAGGACAAAAUCAAGUUGGGCCCACUGUCCCCUUGUGACGCUCUUACUCCUGAGUGUCUAGAAAAAUCUCACAACUAUUCUUUCUCUGAAGAGAUCUCUGAUUAUUGCAUUCUCUUAAUUUACCCCUUACAUUGACGCUAACAAUCAUCGGAAGGGAAACCCCUGAGACUUUAGAUGUGAAUUAACAAUGAAGAUAAAGAGGUUUUGAUCAGCUGAUUCAGAGCAUGUUGGUAUUGCCAAAAUCAUAUUAAAUGAAAUGUAGUCUUGCAAAACUGCCUCGACUUUCUUAAAGGUGAUAAGUAACGAGGAAUGCUUUAGAAAUAUUAGCGUCAUGGUUGAACAUUUCUUUUAGAGAACAUGAUAAACAUUUUUAAGUUUCCACUGGGUCAUCCGGUAUCCAUUGAGCAAGUCAAUGUAUUGGAGGAGUUCAAUAUCAAAACUGACCUCAGGAUAGUCUGUUGAGGACAACGCUGAACUCUUGGAAUGUGUGUCCAGGUUUUAUUGGCUCAUCUGCCAAAUAUAGAAUCGACUUGCUGGGUUAUUUUCCCUUCACCUCUCCUUCACUUUGCAUUGUAUAUUUGACUUGAAUGUAAAGCUGUUUUUGUCCAUUCAUAUUUUUUUCUCUUCAGUCUUCCCCAGUCUAUUUAUAUUUAUUGUACUGUGUAUCUUAAAAUGUAUGCAGCAGGAUGCCAUCGUCUUCCUCCUUUUGUAAGAGACGUCAUUUGUAAAUGUUUUCUGCAUCAUUGUCGUCACUAACAGAUUGUGCAAGUUGUGUUACUUUUUUUAUUUUUUCCCCCUGAAUCGGGCCAAAAAUUUCGCAUCCACACACCUUCUGUUGAAAGCACCAGUCGCAUCUGUUCGACUGUUUCAUUCAAAUUCAAGUGGUGCCUUACCAAAAUGAGCAGAUCAGUCAGUGACACCAUCAGAAGCAGUAGAGCAGGCCCCUGUUUUAUUUGCAAAUAACAACAGUCCCUUUCAGGCCGUUUUUUUGUGCUCUUCAAUAGGAAACCCCUUCUUUUGUCUGGCUAGUAAAUUGAUUUUUACCUGUAAAUUCUUCAUCCUGACAAACAUGAGGUGCGAUACGUUUCCUGUUGCCAUCGCCGUCACACCCAGCCGUCAUUCACCCAAACUCGUCAUGCACGUUCAGCCAGUGCAGCACUUCCCCUACUCGUUCCACCUGUUCAAAGGGACGCUGAUAGUACGUUGGAAGCUUCUUGUUAUUUCGUCUGUGUAUCAUUUUAAAACAACUUGUCACAGUAUUAACAAGACAUGCUUUUCUUAUAAUGUAAAUAAAGGCUUGUCUUUUACCGUA